UGUCAGAUAUCUCUGGUUUGACAGAUUGGACGCAGUUUAACGUUUUAUGUUUAUAUUCCACGUAUUUUACAGUUUCUAUCUUUUAUUGAAGAAAAUAAUAUGUUGAUGAAAUAAUUCUUUAAUUAAAACAUGUUUAAAAUCGUUGAGCAUCAAACAAAGUGUUCUUUGGCAUCAAAUUGAGUGAAUUUUGAGUGUUUUAACCUCACUUUUAAACGUUUUGAAUUGUGUUGUUUCCUGUGCUUUAUAACUCAUAUGAGUAAAAAUGGCGCGAAACGCAGAAAAAGCAAUGACAACUUUGGCACGUUGGAGAGCCGCGCAGUUGGGAGAAAGCGAAAAACACAAAAAACGUCGCCCCUAUUUAGCCUCUGAAUGUAAAAGCCUCUAUGCUUGUGAAAAAUGGAGGAUGCAGAUUAUUCGGGAGAUCGCCAAAAAAGUGGCGCAAAUUCAGAAUGCUGGUUUGGGGGAAUUCAGGAUCAGGGAUUUAAACGAUGAGAUAAAUAAGUUGUUGAGGGAGAAACGGCAUUGGGAGGAUCAGAUUAAGGAGUUGGGUGGCCCUGAUUAUCAACGUGUUGGACCACGUAUGUUGGAUCAUGAAGGGAAAGAAGUUCCAGGGAAUAGGGGGUAUAAAUAUUUUGGGGCUGCUAAAGAGUUGCCAGGAGUUCGAGAGUUGUUUGAGCAAGAACCUCCGCCUCCCCCAAGAAAAACUAGAGCUGAACUCAUGAAGGACAUUGAUGCUGACUAUUAUGGGUACAUGGAUGACGACGAUGGCAUCCUACUUCCAUUGGAAACAAAAGCUGAAAAAACAUCAAUUCAGAAGAAAGUGGCAGAAUGGAAAGAGAAAAAGGAGAACAGGCUAAACAAAGCUUCAGAUGAUGAAGAUGACGAAGAGGAUGAAAAUAUUUAUGCGGUGGAAGAAUCUGAUGAGGAAGAGCAACCCCAAGUAAUAGACGGGUCCCAGCAAAGAUUUGUUGCUCAUGUUCCAGUGCCGUCCCAGCAAGAAGUCGAACAGGCUUUGUUGAGAAGAAGGAAGCAAGAAUUGUUGGACAAAUAUGGGGCACACGAAGAUUAGUUAAGAAUAAAAUGUUUUGUAUGAUAAUAAAG
This is a messenger RNA of Brassicogethes aeneus, 1101 nucleotides long. The record is from the annotation of a GenBank genome assembly. NCBI's taxonomy places the organism in Eukaryota, Metazoa, Arthropoda, Insecta, Coleoptera, Nitidulidae.